Molecule: messenger RNA, 4178 nt
Organism: Centrocercus urophasianus (Greater sage-grouse)
Lineage: Eukaryota; Metazoa; Chordata; Aves; Galliformes; Phasianidae
Gene: MFAP3L
Product: microfibril associated protein 3 like
Exons: 2
Coding region: 84-1226 (380 amino acids)
Source: RefSeq, a predicted model, not a curated record
CUUGUGACCUCCUCACCUCAAGGGCCUACAUUGUACAGAACCAACUCCAGUUUCCAGCCAGCUGCGUAUAGCACUGAAGGAAAAUGAACAUACUGAGCAGGCACCACUCUUCGUGCUUUCUGCCUACCAUACGCCUUGUCAUCUUACUAGCAGCUCUGACAACUGCUGAGGAUGUGACUAACAGCACUUUCAACCGCACUGGCACAAACACAGGAUCUGUGCCUGUGGUCAUCUCCCACAUCGACCACAUCAUAGUCAAGGAGGGGUGUAGUGCCUUGAUUGACUGCAAUGUCCAAGGUAGCCCUAGUCCACAUUACAGAUGGUACAAUUCCAACGGCCGCCUGCUCCAAGAGGAAGAGAAUAAAGCAGGAAAAUGGUGGUUUCUUGACAAUGGGCUCCUAAACAUUACCAGCGUGUCUUUUGAAGACAGAGGUAAAUACACGUGUGUCGCAUCUAAUAUGCACGGCAGUGUUAACAAUACUGUGACUCUGAGGGUCGUCUUUACUUCUGGAGAUAUGGGAAUCUACUACAUGAUUGUCUGCCUUGUAGCUUUCACCAUUGUUAUGAUACUGAACAUUACGCGGCUGUGCAUGAUGAGCAGUCACCUGAAGAAAACGGAGAAAGCAAUCAACGAAUUCUUCAGAACGGAAGGAGCAGAGAAACUCCAGAAAGCCUUUGAGAUUGCAAAACGUAUCCCAAUUAUCACUUCAGCCAAAACGCUCGAGCUUGCCAAAGUAACACAGUUCAAGACCAUGGAAUUUGCUCGCUAUAUCGAAGAGCUUGCUCGGAGUGUGCCUUUGCCACCUCUCAUCAUGAACUGCAGGACUAUAAUGGAAGAAAUUAUGGAGGUUGUCGGACUGGAGGAGCAAGGACAGAAUUUUGUACGGCAGACAGCAGAAGGCCAGGAAACCGCUGAAACAGAUGAGCUCUACACGAUCCCGAAUGCUUUGAAGCGCAGUGACUCUCCCACAGCUGACUCUGAUGCAUCAUCACUGCAUGAGCCGCCGCAACAGAUUGCAAUAAAAGUGUCGGUUCACCCGCUGUCCAAAAAGGACUGCGUGGACGGUCAGUCACAGGAAAGUGUGCAGUUGGACACCAAGGAAGAAGACCUUCCUCAAACACCAGCACUUCCAGCAGAGCCCGCUCCUGAGCCUUCUGCCGAACUGAGUUCUGAUGACACAGCAUUGGCAAAUGACACGUGUGUUAUAUAUGAAAGCCAUGUAUGAUAGUUACUCCUGAAUCUAUGCAUAGCAGGAAAAUCAGGUGGAGCUCUUUUAAAAAUACAUAUUGUACUUGCCGCUAAGCCUUACCAGGAGACUAUCAUAGCAAAGCAUGUAUGUGGAUUAUUGGCACUUUCUUCUCGGUUUGACUUUAAUUUAUCAUGAUGUAUGGCAGAGUAAUUGCUAAUACAUUAAUACUAUUUGCUCUUUUGGAUUAGGAGUAUUUCCAAGAAACAUUUACCUCAGCGUUUUCUAGGCUGGAGUCACCUGUAGUGGCCACCUGGAAGUCACUGGUAGUAUUUGAUGUAGGACAUCGAACUUACUGAACACAAAACAGGUUUUCAUUUUCUUCCUUCACAGCCAUUAUUUUCCAUUAUUUUGCAAAUACUGUCUGGUGAAUUUGAAUUAUUGCCCAAGAGGCAGCGCUCCUGUAGCCAAAUAAAGUCCUAAUAGAUUACUUUUACAAAGCCUGUUUGCCGAGCUGCAUUGUGAUUGAAAAGGCCAUUAAAGAAAGUUAAAAUGUUUGCAUUUCAUUUGGGACCGGCCUGCUUAGGCACAAAGGAAGUAGUUUUCCCUUUUCCACUGAAUGAAGAUGCCAGGGAGUGGGUAGGCGGUUUUUUUGGGUUUUUUGUUUUGGUUUUUUUUUCUUGUCAAGAACCAACUUUAAGGUGUAUUUUAAAGAUAGGAAAGCCCUUAAGCAUCUUACGAAAAUUUGCAGUCAGAACCCUGGAGGUUUUUUCUUGCAUUUGUUUGUCUGUCUCCAACUUAGCCUGAGGUUUGUAAGGAAGACAGUUGCAAAUAUACAGGAUGUCUUGCUUUGUAGUAAUUUGAAGACACACAGCUGCAUUAAUAAUCCUGCAAACUCCAGUAGUCGGAUGAUGACAAGGGUGAAAUGCAGAAGGCACCUGUGCUCGGAUUCUCAAUUUUGUGCGGAUUUUUAUUCUGGGGAUCAAGUCUAAAUUUAUCUGUGAGCGUAAGUUGGAGGAUGUUAUAUCCAAAUUAAAAAAAAAUAAAGGGUGCUGUGAAAUUACAAUGACAGUCACACAAACUGUUUUACUGUGUUAUAAUUUCUUUGAUAUUUGAAGAACCUCCUGCAUACGGUAGGAUGUUUCCUACUUGAGAACGUGUGACUCUAUCCCAGUAUAACUUUUAGUAUUGCAGCAGUUGGGACAUAUUAAAAACAAGAUAGACAUGUAUGCCAGGAGUGGAAAGAAAGUGGUCUUUUGUAUUGCAGACAGGCAAUAAAAAGGGCCUUAUUUAGAGUAAGUUUGGAAAGAAAGCAUUAAAAGGACAAGUUUCUUUAGGGUUAAUAGCAUGUUACUUCAUUAUGUGAAGCAUAUUUAAUUUGGAACUAAGGAACUUACUAUUACCUAGUAGUUUUCAAGGAAGACUGUGGUGUAUGUAUAGAUAUUCAAAUCUGGAAUCUAGUAGAUUGGAAAAAAUAAGUCACAUAGGUCUACAGAGAGGUGAUGCGUGGAUGGCUCUCUGGAAGUGUUACUCAAGUAGUCAUAUCUACAUAAGGUGUCCUUUGGAGGUAAUCAGCUGUGUUAGCUGCACAGCUCAUCGAGACCAAGCAAAGUCAACAUGGCAGCCAUCUAAAAAAAGACACUGAUAACAGAUUGAGGUUGUCUUCGUAUUAAAGAGCAGAGCUUCACUAGCAGUGUAAUACAGGAACACCUUGUGACUCACCUUUCCAUGGUUACUGAAAAAAUGCUUGUUUAAUGAAGGACUUGAGAUUUUGUGAUAAACUCAUGAAAAUGUCAGCAUUUAGUUGUCUAACAUUGGUGCUCACCGCUGUGGUAAACAUCUCUACAAAAUGCAUUUGUGUGCAUCCAAAAGGAGACAGGCAAGGGCAAAAUCCCUCAAGGAAUGUGGCUGGAAACGUUUUAGAGAGAAGCAAUAUAAAUCUAGAACGAGAGGUAAGAGCAGCAUGAGGAACCUCACACCUGACCAGUGUGAUUUCAAACACUUGUGGUGCAAGCUUAUUUCUUUGUCUGAGUCCAAAAUACAUUUCUGUUCACUGAUCGUAUCGGUUUUUCUUCAAAUCACUCACUUUGGUUCUAGUUUGAAAGAGAGUGAGGGCAGGAAAAAAAAAAAAAAGAAAGCAGGGACUUGCAUUAAAUUCCUUUUAUUCACCUUGAGCUCCUGGAAAGAGGCAUCUUGGUUUUUCUGCCUGCCCAGUAUUUACAAACAAUGGUGACACACUGUAUUAGUUAGCUGCUUGGUGCCCAACUAAGUCUGCUCAGAUGAUAAAGCAUGUUCUCCUUCAAUAAUUUUAAAAUUGCACUUUAAAAAAAAAAAAAGUUUCAAAAGUAAACUAUGGGAUUUAAUUUUGUUUGCUUUCUAAUUACCGAUUUUUCCAGUGGAGACCAGACCCUUUCAUGCAUUCAUGUGGUGAUUGGUACAAGGCCAUUCUGUUCCUGACUGCCUGAUCCCAUUUAGUGUCUCUGUGUAAACUUCCUUGAAGAUACAGUUCAUAUUUUUUUCCAAAGACUGCCCCACGAAGAGCACGUGUUUGUAUGCAGACAGGCCUUGGGAAUCAUUUGUGAGCAACAGUAACUUGGAAUGGAUGCGUGCAAUAGGUAUGGUGCUGAAUUUCUGCUGUUGCAAGGUCAAAGGGAACUUCCCAACUGACUUUGCUGAAGCUGAAGUCACUGAUUGCCAAGUCUUUACAGCCAGUCUGCUGUAAAGCUUUUGGGCAUAGAGCUUGGUGGUUCUACUGGAAUAAAACACAGAACAGUGCUGUACUGAAAGAAAACACAGUAAUUGUUUUGUUUUAUGUAUUUCUUCUCUUUUAUGUGUCUACUACACCUGAAAGCAUAAAGCUUUUUCAAUGCUUCCAGGUACUUCCUUUGUGGGAGGUACGUGGGCUGCAAGAUCCAAACCCAUCUUUCCUCUUCCGAAUUUUCUGGCUGUGUUUUCCUAAAGUAAGCAAUUUAUAUAUAUAUUUUUUUUUUU